This is a messenger RNA of Nerophis lumbriciformis (worm pipefish), 1017 nucleotides long. The record is from RefSeq and is a predicted model, not a curated record. Lineage: Eukaryota; Metazoa; Chordata; Actinopteri; Syngnathiformes; Syngnathidae.
AUGUCAAAAGUCAAUCUCAGCAUUGUGGCAAUCACCAUUCUUCUGGUGGUGGGGACACUGGCACAGAAUCCUAAGAAACCACUGAAACAACCAAAGCCAUCCAAGGCUCAGUGCUGCGAUGAGGUGCGCUCUCUCAAGGUUCAAGUGGCCAAUUUGACCAGUCUCCUGGGGGAGCUGAGUCGCAAGCAGGAGGUAGACUUUAUGAAUGUAGUGAAGCAGAUCAUGGACCUGGACAAGCAGAACCGACAGCAGGAAGCAAGGGUAACUGAGGCCGAGAGCAAGUACUCCGAAAUUAACAACCGUGUGGAGAUCAUGCAGCUUCAGACUGUUCAAUCAGCUCCUCAGACAACAUCAGAUGCCAUAUAUGACUGUGCAUCACUCUACAGCAAGAACUACAAGAUCUCUGGCGAGUAUAAACUUCCAAAAGAUGAGUUCCUAGGAACACCUGAGCUUAAUGUGUUCUGUGAUAUGAAGACAAAUGGGGGUGGCUGGACUCUAAUCCAGAGGCGUAAAAUUGGCCUGACGUCAUUUAACCGUGACUGGAAGCAGUACAAAAGCGGAUUUGGAUCCAUCCGUGGAGACUUCUGGCUUGGCAAUGACCACAUAUUUCGUCUAACAAGGCAGCCCAGUGUGCUAAGGAUUGAGAUGGAGGACUGGGAAGGAGAGACUCGUUAUGCUGAGUAUGGGUUUUUCACUGUGGCCAAUGAGCUCAACAGCUUCAGGCUCUUCCUUGCCAAAUACCGUGGGAAUGCUGGAGAUUCCCUGCGCUACCAUAACAACACCAACUUCAGCACCCUUAACAAAGACAAUGACAAAUGUGUAGAUGACUGUGCUUCAUUACGCAAAGGUGGUUACUGGUACAAUUGCUGCACCGACUCAAACUUGAAUGGAGUUUUUUACCGCUAUGGUGAGCACAUGAAGAGCACAGAUGGGAUCACUUGGUACGGAUGGCACGGUCCCAACUAUUCCCUCAAAAAAGUAGAGAUGAAGGUCCGGCCUGUAAAUUUCCAGCCAUAA